This is a messenger RNA of Oncorhynchus masou masou (cherry salmon), 1635 nucleotides long. Its product is annotated as clumping factor A-like. Lineage: Eukaryota; Metazoa; Chordata; Actinopteri; Salmoniformes; Salmonidae. The transcript has a single exon. The record is from RefSeq and is a predicted model, not a curated record. Bases 1 to 1635 code for a protein of 544 amino acids.
AUGACAUCAGACAUGACCUCUGACAUGAUAUCCGACAUGACAUUAGACAUGACAUCAGACAUGACCUCUGACAUGAUUUCAGACAUGACAUUAGACAUGACCUCUGACAUGACAUUAGACAUGACCUCUGACAUGACAUUAGACAUGACAUCAGACAUGAUAUUAGACAUGACAUCAGACAUGACCUCUGAAAUGACCUCUGACAUGACAUUAGACAUGACAUCAGACAUGAUAUCAGACAUGACAUUAGAUAUGACAUUAGACAUGACAUCAGACAUGACCUCUGACAUGAUAUCAGACAUGACAUUAGACAUGACCUCUGACAUGACAUUAGACAUGACCUCUGAAAUGACCUCUGACAUGACAUUAGACAUGACCUCUGACAUGAUAUCAGACAUGACAUCAGAUAUGACCUCUGACAUGAUAUCAGACAUGACAUCAGAUAUGACCUCUGACAUGAUAUCAGACAUGACAUCAGACAUGACCUCUGACAUGAUAUCAGACAUGACAUCAGACAUGACCUCUGACAUGACCUCUGACAUGACAUUAGACAUGACCUCUGACAUGAUAUCAGACAUAACAUUAGAUAUGACAUUAGACAUGAUAUCAGACAUGACAUUAGACAUGACCUCUGACAUGAUAUCAGACAUGACAUCAGACAUGACCUCUGACAUGACCUCUGACAUGACAUUAGACAUGACCUCUGACAUGAUAUCAGACAUGACAUUAGACAUGAUAUCAGACAUGAUAUCAGACAUGACAUUAGAUAUGACCUCUGACAUGAUAUCAGACAUGACAUUAGACAUGAUAUCAGACAUGACGUCAGACAUGACAUUAGAUAUGACAUUAGACAUGAUAUCAGACAUGACCUCUGACAUGAUAUCAGACAUGACAUUAGACAUGACCUCUGACAUGACAUUAGACAUGACCUCUGAAAUGACCUCUGACAUGACAUUAGACAUGACCUCUGACAUGAUAUCAGACAUGACAUCAGAUAUGACCUCUGACAUGAUAUCAGACAUGACAUCAGAUAUGACCUCUGACAUGAUAUCAGACAUGACAUCAGACAUGACCUCUGACAUGAUAUCAGACAUGACAUCAGACAUGACCUCUGACAUGACCUCUGACAUGACAUUAGACAUGACCUCUGACAUGAUAUCAGACAUAACAUUAGAUAUGACAUUAGACAUGAUAUCAGACAUGACAUUAGACAUGACCUCUGACAUGAUAUCAGACAUGACAUCAGACAUGACCUCUGACAUGACCUCUGACAUGACAUUAGACAUGACCUCUGACAUGAUAUCAGACAUGACAUUAGACAUGAUAUCAGACAUGAUAUCAGACAUGACAUUAGAUAUGACCUCUGACAUGAUAUCAGACAUGACAUUAGACAUGAUAUCAGACAUGACGUCAGACAUGACAUUAGAUAUGACAUUAGACAUGAUAUCAGACAUGAUAUCAGACAUGACGUCAGACAUGACAUUAGAUAUGACAUUAGACAUGACAUCAGACAUGACCUCUGACAUGAUAUCAGACAUGACAUCAGACAUGAUAUCAGACAUGACGUCAGACAUGAUAUCAGACAUGACGUCAGACAUGAUAUCAGACAUGACAUCAGACAUGACAUCAGAGUAG